Messenger RNA from Pimephales promelas (fathead minnow), 4673 nucleotides. RefSeq names its product DIS3 like 3'-5' exoribonuclease 2 (gene dis3l2). Gene Ontology annotation, biological process: miRNA catabolic process; mRNA catabolic process. NCBI's taxonomy places the organism in Eukaryota, Metazoa, Chordata, Actinopteri, Cypriniformes, Leuciscidae. The record is from RefSeq and is a predicted model, not a curated record. Gene Ontology annotation, molecular function: RNA binding; 3'-5'-RNA exonuclease activity. Gene Ontology annotation, cellular component: P-body.
UAGGACCCGGAAGAGAUGCGCAGUUGGUGUUGUUGUUCGGAGCUCUUUGGUGAAAUUUAGCAACACAUAUAGACAGAGCAGAUUUUGACGAGAUUAUGGCGUCUUCUCCUAAAGUAAAGAGAACCACUAAACCCAGAGGUGCACAAAACCUCCCCAGAUCCCAGAAAGAUGCUUAUGCCAGACUUCUGAAUCAGCAUCAGAAUGGCAAGUUCCGUUCUUACUUGCAAGAGUUUGCAAAGCAGCAGGCAGAGGAGAACAUGAGGACACCAGUUAGCAGAUCUGUGAAUGAUGUAAACAGGAGAACAAAAGGCAAUUCGGAAUCAUCUUAUUCUGGUGAUAGCUUAUCCUCUCAGCAAAGUAGACAGAUGGCUGACACGUCCAACUAUUUGCACACAGACAAAAAAAUCCAUCAGGCAGUGUGCGCUGAUGACCAGGACAUGAAGCCUUGCAUGCAUGCCACAACGGAGUCGCAUAAGGCUGCUGCACCCAGAAAGCUACCCUCAAAACAGCAACUGGAGAGAAGUGAAAAAGACAUCAAAGGGAGCACAAGUCUAGUGGGAUCUGAGGAAUGUGACGCUCAACAGUUGAGCGGUUCAUGUGGGGAGGAAAAAGCAAAGAAAAAAUCAAAGAAGAGGAGAUCAAAAAGAAAUUUGGAGAAAAAAGACGUGGGGGCAUCAUGUGGUCCCGAAGUUGAAGCCAUUGCUGGGAAAUCACCAAAUAAAAACGUCAAAGCUCCUCAAGCACCAAAAGAAAGUUUACAUCAAAGGGACAAAAAUAAAAACACUAAAGAUUGUAGAUGCUCCCGGAAGCUGCUGUUCGAGGAGUACAUGUGCACAGAGGAUGUGUCUGCAGGCCUAAAGAGAGGAGAACUCAUUCAGGGAGCACUGAGGAUAAAUCCUAAGAAGUACAAGGAAGCUUUUGUCCCAUCUCCUGAUGGGUUAGCCGAUAUCUUUCUGGAUGGAAUUGCAGCUCGUAACAGGGCUCUCAAUGGAGAUGUUGUCGUGGUGAAAGUUCUCCCCCCUGAACAGUGGAAGGCAGUCAAUGGAGAUAUAAAUGAGAGAACUCUAUCCGGUCAGAAUGCACCAAAGGCUCCUGAUGUCAUUGUGGAGGCCCAUUACAAUGAAGAAGAUGAGGUGAUCAGUAAAAUGAAGAAUGCCAAUCUCUAUGAUAAAGCCCCCAUCACAACACACUCUGUCAAACAUGCUAAUGCGUGCUUCACUUCUGGUUCAAGUUCAGAGAGAGCUAUGCAAAGGACUGGAAAGGUUGUAUUCAUUGUUGAGAAGAAGCACUCAAGAGCAGCAUCAGGCUUCCUCAAAUUUCUUCCCAACAAGAAUUUUGCUAUGUUCUCUCCUGUGGACCAUCGGAUCCCAAGAGUUAAUGUGCCUCUCGCAGAUUGUCCUGCAGACUUUAUCUCCAGACCUGGAGACUAUGAAAACACACUCUUCAUCUGCCGAAUAACACAGUGGUCAGCAGACAACAACUUUGCUGAAGGGCGGCUUGCAAAAACUUUAGGGCAAGCAGGUGAAAUAGAGCCGGAAACAGAAGGCAUCCUGACUGAAUAUGAUGUGGACUUUUCAGAGUUUUCCAAGGAGGUCUUGAAUUGUCUUCCCCAAGAUCUGCCGUGGAGCAUCCCUGAUCAUGCGCUCUCUAAAAGACGAGAUCUCAGAAACGAAUGCAUAUUUACCAUCGACCCAGCUACAGCCAGAGAUCUGGAUGAUGCACUGUCCUGCAAACAACUCUCAGAUGGUAAUUUUGAAGUUGGUGUUCAUAUAGCUGAUGUGAGUUACUUUGUGGAGGAAGGAAAUGCCUUGGAUCAAAUAGCUGGCCGAAGAGCCACAAGUGUUUAUCUUGUCCAAAAGGUGAUCCCCAUGUUGCCUCGUCUUCUGUGUGAGGAGCUAUGCAGCUUGAAUCCUCUGACUGAUAGACUGACAUUCUCUGUCAUUUGGAAGCUUUCUCCAGAGGGAAAGAUCCUGAGUGAGUGGUUUGGGCGAACUGUCAUCUGUUCCUGCAUUAAGCUGAGUUAUGAUCAUGCUCAGAGUAUGAUUGAAGCUCCUGACAAGCACUUUAGUGCUGAAGAACUGCCAACCUGCUCCCCAGAUCACAGCAUCCACGACAUACAAGAAGCCGUCUUCAACUUGCACAACAUUGCCAAACAACUCCGAACCCAGCGCUUUGAGAGUGGAGCUCUCCGGCUUGACCAGCUUAAGCUAUCUUUCACCCUCGAUAAGGAGUCCAGCAUGCCUCAGGGCUGUUACAUCUAUCAGUAUCGGGACAGCAACAAACUGGUGGAGGAGUUCAUGUUGCUGGCGAACAUGGCAGUCGCCCAUCAGAUCUACCGCACAUACCCAGAAUUAUCCCUACUGCGGAGACACCCGCCACCCCAGAGCAAGAUGGUGGAUGACCUGCAGGAAUUUUGUGACCAAAUGGGCCUUGACGUUGACUUCUCCUCAUCUGGGGCACUCCAUAGGAGUCUGAAUGAAAGCUUUGGGGAUGAUGAGUAUACAGCUGCCAGGAAAGAAGUUCUCACUCACAUGUGCUCCAGGCCAAUGCAGAUGGCGGUGUAUUUCUGUUCUGGAGCUCUGAAGGAUGAGAAGUUAUUCCGUCAUUAUGCACUGAAUGUGCCUCUUUACACACACUUCACUUCACCUAUACGACGCUAUGCUGAUGUCAUAGUGCACCGUCUACUGGCCGCCUCCAUCGACUGUGGGCCACGUUUGAGUCUCUCAGGAGAGGAAGUACAUAAACAGUCAUCCCACUGCAAUGACAGGAAGACUGCUUCAAAGAGAGUUCAAGAGCUGAGCUCUGAACUUUUCUUUGCUGUCUUUGUGAAGGAGUGUGGUCCUCUGGAUUCGGAGGCUAUGGUCAUGGGGGUUCUUGACCAGUCCUUUGAUGUGCUGGUGCUUCGCUAUGGAGUGCAAAAACGAAUCUACUGUAAUUCAUUAGAGGGACUAAAGGCGGUCAACUUCCGUAAAGUGGGAAAAAAACCGGAGAUGACGCUUUUUUGGGAAACGGGUGACCCAGGAAAGGAGUUACAACAGGAGAUCUCCAUCUUCACUCUGUUGAAUAUUCAGCUGAAGGCAGAUCGAGUUCCUAUGAAAUACAGUGCUGUGCUCAAGAGACCCUCAGCACAUGUAUGAAUUAUCCCAUUUUUAUUUAUUUUUUAUUUCCGCAGAUUUAUUCUUAACCAGACAGAAGUAUCAAUGGUGACAAAGGCUUCUCCUCUGCACCAGUAAAUCAUGAACUCCGUUUUAUGUGAUUUUAUUUGACUUUUAUAGGAUUUUGUUCUGAAAUCUGCCAAAUGCACAUUUCUUUUAAUUUGGAAAUGUUGAGUAUUCAAGUUAAGAAAUAUUUGAAAUAUUUAGCUUUAGCCUCAGGAAGUGUUUAGUGAAGAUUUUGGUUUCAGGGAUUGUGUCAUAAGUUUAAAUAUUUUUAUUUUGAAACAUGCAAUUCACCCUCAUUCAGAAAAAUAGUUUCCAAAGUGAAUUUUAGUUACUUUUUUGAUGCCAGUGUUUUAACACUUCGACCAUUGUGUGCUUUGUAACAUUUGAGCUUCUUCUUUUUUCUUUUUUUUUUCUGCCUUAAACCUUUUAGUAUAUGCAGCCUUUGAAUGAGAGAUAAUCACUUCAGAAAUGGCGUUUGUCAACUUUAGAAGUUGAAUAUAUGUUAAUGAUUAUUUUGUUUUCCCAAUGGGAAGCAUUGAGCCCUUAACAAAUAUACCAUUUUAUUAAGUGAUCUUUGGACUAUAUAUUAGCUUGGCUGAGUGAUUGCUUUGUUUUGUUGCAAAAACUGGAUCUAUUAUGUUUUUAAAUUUGACCUUUGGUUAAGUCUUUUGUUAACUAUUGAUAGAUGCUUUUUAAUUUUUUUCAAGAAUUAGUUGUAAAGCAUCAACUUUUGGGACCCACCAUUUGAAGAAAACAUCUGGCAGAUAAUUUUACUUUACAAUCACUACACUGCAUGCUACUUAUGUAUGUAAAGGUACUGCACAAAAUACCCCAUACACUUGAUUACUGUUUUACAUACACUGAAUGUCUAUUUGCUGUCUUUUAAGAAAUGUUUUCGUGUCAUUUGUCUCAUCUUAUACAUUUCAUUUAAUGUUUUCAUAUGCUUAUUUUUGCACAUGGAAUUUGAGUGAUCGUUUCAGAUAUAUCUACGAUUUACUUUUAAAUAAUUGAUCUUGCAAACAAUGUCUUCUCUACUGUAUAGUGUGAUAUGCCACCAUUGAGUCCAUUAUAAAACUUACUGGAUUAUAUAACAUGUCAGAAAGACUAGAAAAAGGCAUCUGGGCUUAACUUAAUUUUCAACCAUUUCGUCAGUUGAAGAAUCUCUACAGUUAGCAAGAAAGCAGUCGUAUGAUAUGAAAAAAAAAAUGUGGAAAUGAAGUGGGGGGAAAAGUUGCCCAGUUUUAAGAUUGGAACAUGUCAGUAUCCAUGUGUAAAAUGUUUGUAAAAUCUGCAUAUGGUAUUUAAUUAGAGACUUGUGUCAUACGUACUCUGGUAGGGGUUCAAUUUGAUGUACAUGCUCAUUUGUUGUAACGUUGGUCUAAAAAUGCAGUGCCAUCACAUAUAUGCAAUCUUGAGUGAUAAGGACAAACCUGUGGUUGUUGGUGAAUGAAAAUGCUUAAAUGUUAUACUGACUGCAAAACUAAUAAAAACACUUCCACAAAGUCUCCACCA